This is a messenger RNA of Mangifera indica (mango), 813 nucleotides long. Its product is annotated as histone H3.2. The transcript has a single exon. Gene Ontology annotation, cellular component: nucleosome. Lineage: Eukaryota; Viridiplantae; Streptophyta; Magnoliopsida; Sapindales; Anacardiaceae. Gene Ontology annotation, molecular function: DNA binding; protein heterodimerization activity; structural constituent of chromatin. The record is from RefSeq and is a predicted model, not a curated record. The coding region runs from base 178 to 588 and encodes 136 amino acids.
UUUACUCAUUCAAAUUUCUGGAGAAGCAAAAACAUUUUCGAAGUUCCCUCCUUGGGCACAUUCCCUCCUUAUAAUUACCUCCUAUAUCCACUCCCUGUCCAUUGCUUAUUGCUUCAAUUUUUUUCUCGCCAAUAUUUUCUCGAGAAACAAACAUUCUCUCAAAUUGCAAUCUACGAAAUGGCUCGUACGAAGCAAACCGCUAGGAAGUCUACCGGAGGCAAGGCUCCGCGUAAGCAGCUGGCCACCAAGGCGGCUCGCAAGUCAGCUCCGGCGACAGGAGGAGUCAAGAAGCCUCACCGUUUCAGGCCAGGAACUGUAGCUUUGAGGGAGAUCAGAAAGUACCAGAAGAGCACGGAGCUUCUGAUCCGCAAGCUUCCAUUCCAGAGGCUGGUGAGAGAAAUUGCUCAGGAUUUCAAGACCGAUUUGAGGUUUCAAAGCAGCGCAGUUGCCGCUCUUCAAGAAGCUGCGGAGGCUUAUCUUGUCGGUCUCUUUGAGGACACUAAUCUUUGCGCAAUUCACGCCAAGAGAGUCACCAUUAUGCCUAAAGAUAUCCAGCUUGCCAGGAGAAUUAGAGGCGAGAGGGCUUAGAAUUAUUGGUUUCUGUAGCCGAGGUGAAAUGUUAUGUGCUAGUUUUAGUAUAAGUAAUUACCUUUCAUGUAACACUAAGUUCGAUUUUAGGUUAAUCUCUCUUUUGAAAUAUGUUGCCUAAGAUCUACGUCUGUCGUUCAUUAGAAAUUGUGUAUAUGUAUGUGCUGUGACGCUGAAUCUUGAAUUGUCUCAUUUUCAAUUGAUAUGAAGAUUGAUUCUGUUGAA